This is a messenger RNA of Scomber japonicus (chub mackerel), 2392 nucleotides long. RefSeq names its product UDP-glucuronosyltransferase 2A2-like. The transcript has 2 exons. The record is from RefSeq and is a predicted model, not a curated record. The coding region runs from base 103 to 1683 and encodes 526 amino acids. Gene Ontology annotation, molecular function: UDP-glycosyltransferase activity. Lineage: Eukaryota; Metazoa; Chordata; Actinopteri; Scombriformes; Scombridae.
GCUGGGUGCUGGGGGUGGCUGUGAGGAAGGCUAGUCGCAACAAACAGCAGGAUCGUGUGUUUAACAAGUGAAGCCUGAUAAGCUCUCGAAUCUCUUUCAGAGAUGUACCGACCAACCCUGCUGGCGCUGGCCGUGCUGCUCUGCUCUUCACUUUUGGCAAAUGGAGGGAAAGUAUUGGUGUUCCCUUUAGAUGGAAGCCACUGGGUCAACAUGAAAAUCCUCAUUGAGGAGCUUCACUCCAGAGGCCAUGAAGUCACAGUGAUGCGUCCAUCUGACAGCUGGUACAUCAAGGCAGAGUCAAAUCACUACAAGUCCAUCACUAUAAAUUCCUCGAAUGGUUUUGAUGAGGAAAAUUUUGGCUCAUUUGUAACCAGAAUGUUGAACAUGCGGCGGGAAGGCACCUCAAUUUGGACUCGUAUGUCUCUGGAGUAUGAAAUUGUGACACAGUUCUAUGACAUGAAUAAGCAGGUGGUGGAGAUGAUGGUUGAUGUAUUUGAGAACAAGAAAUUGAUGCAGAGCCUCCAUGAUGCCAAAUAUGAUUUGGUUUUGACGGACCCUGCAAUAGGUGGAGGGGUGCUUCUUGCUCACGGUUUGGGUCUUCCACUUGUCUUGAAUGUGAGGUGGACUAUUCAGGGUGAGGCACAUCAUUCAAUUGCUCCUUCCCCAUUGUCGUAUGUCCCAAUCCCAUCAACAGAGCUGACUGACAAGAUGACGUUUUCCCAGCGUGUCAAGAACUUCCUUUUCUAUUUCUUCACACGUAUCCAAAUUAAGUAUGUCACAGACCCAAACUAUCAACCAUUUGUUGAUCGCUAUUUCGGCCCUGAUGUCCACUACAUGGAGCUGUUCCAAGCAGCAGACAUCUGGUUGAUGAGGAAUGAUUUUACUUUUGAGUUCCCACGACCCACAAUGCCAAACGUCGUCUACAUGUCAGGAUUUCAGUGCAAACCCUCCAAGCCCCUCUCUAAAGAACUAGAGGAUUUUGUCCAGAGCUCUGGUGAACAUGGCAUCAUUGUUAUGACAUUAGGCACCCUGGUGGCAAAACUUCCUGAAGACAUGACUGAGGACAUUGCUGCUGCCUUUGCCCAACUCCCUCAGAAGGUUAUCUGGAGGCAUAAAGGCAAAAGACCAUCAUCCCUUGGCAACAACACCUUGCUUGUGGACUGGCUGCCUCAAAACGACCUGCUGGGUCAUCCUAAGACCAGAGUGUUUGUAGCCCAUGGAGGCACCAAUGGUGUUCAGGAGGCCGUUUACCACGGUGUUCCCCUGGUCGGCCUUCCCCUCAUGUUCGACCAGCAUGACAACUUCUUCAGGAUGGAAGCAAGAGGUGUGGCCAAAGUGUUGGACAUUUCAACUCUUAACAAAGACAACUUCCUGCAGGCACUGAAGGAGGUGCUCUAUGAGCCGUCCUACAGGGACAAGAUGAAGGCGCUUUCAAACCUACAAAGAGAUCAGCCCAUGAAACCCAUGGAUCGUGCCAUGUUCUGGAUUGAGUUUGUCAUGAGACACAAAGGAGCUCCACAUCUAAGGACAGAGUCUUACAAGAUGUCCAAGAUCCAGUACCACUCAAUUGAUGUGGUGGCAUUUCUAUUGGCAGUUAUUCUGCUAGUUGUGACCGUUUUCAUUGCAUCAGUUAAGUUUUUGUGGCGAAGGGUGUUUUCUAGAAGCAAAGUCAAAAAGGAAUGAUGAAUGUGCUGCAACAUAGUUGUGUUAUUCUCCCUUUUGUCUAAAAGGUAAUUUCUAGUAAAGAAAUCAAUUCAAAUGUGUUCUGUUUUGUAGUCAGAGUCAUAUACAUUGUAAAAGCAGGCUUGUACUGUCAUCUGCAUACCUCAUAAUAUAUAUUAGCAUACACUGACAAAUCUCACAUCGUAUAGUGACCUCCAUCAGGGUGAUAUUUUACAUUUUGCCCUUUCUCUCUUUUUGUCAUUUAAUCGGGUCUCUUAUCUUUGGUGAAUGUUAGGACUUUAGUCAAGUGAUCAAUUCUAAGUUCAUAUCCAGGUUUGUUUUGAAGAGUUCUUAAUAAUGCAAGAUUUGUAUUGUUCUCAUAAACAACAACAUUUACUUAAAUAAACUGCAAUGCAUUUAAUUAAAAUGUUCAUAUGUCUAUCAGUUGGAAUGACUAAUAGUUCAUCAUUGUUUAUUGACUUUAAGUGAAAUAACAUUUGUAAUGAUAUGUUGUCAUAAUGUUAUCGUUCCACAAAUUUCUGUUAUCCAUUUGAGUUGGAAACAAAAGCUAGUUAGAAAAUUUCACUUUAAAAUAUGUUGAGAUCUCUCAUGUAAUGCAUAAUAGUCUGUUGCUUCGAACAGUUUAAAUAUUUUAUGUGACUUUGUGAACAUUUCAAGGAUUAAAGGAAUUCAUUAUAGUGUACAUUAAAAUAUCACAUGUGCAACUUCA